UCAGUGUUUCCAUGGUGCGGUUUUCUUGGAAGAACAACGAUAUUGUUGUUUGGGUUCUUUUUUGGUUCUUGUUGUUGUUCCCACCCCAGGCCGUUUGAUCACUGACUGUAUUCAGCACUCGCACGGUGCAGUUUCCUCACAGGACCAACUGCAUUCAGUGAUCUCACAGAGCACUGACUGACCGCAUUCGCCAUUUUCUACUACGGUGCACUUUCCUCACUGAAUCAACUGAGUUCACCGUUCGGCCCAUUUUUCCAUCCAAGUCCCGACUGCGUUAUCGUUUCCAUGGCUUCCUUUUACAGUCCGUACAAGAAAAGGCGUCUGCUAAGUGAAUAAAUGUAAAAACUGCACGUAGCUAAACGGCGCUUCCACUACGCAGUUUCACCACAGGAUACACCCGUUUAGCGUUUCAGCUGUGCAGUUUCUUCACCGAAAACGCAAAUCCCUGCUUUCACGAACUGUUUCAUUCACAGGUCCCACGUACUGCAUUUGUGCCUCUACAGCGCAGUUUUACCGCAGUCCUUCGCGCACUGUGUUUCCGCGGCCGUUUCAUCAUCGCAGGAUAAACCGCGUUCGGUGUUUCUGCACAUUGUUUCGUCGGAGCAGCGACAGGACUCGCCGUUUAUUCAUCACCCACAGUAGAGCAGAGCAGAGCAGAGGAGGCGCACUGUGCUCCAGCAUCGCGCUGCGGCUGCAAACGGCGCAGACAAACCGUCUCCUCAACACAGCGCUUUUGUCGCGAGCCAGCCGCACAGAAUAAAUUAAAACAGAGAAACAAAAAAAAAUGGUGAAAAUCGCCUUCAAUUCGGCUCUCGCGCAGAAGGCGCUCGGCAAGGACGGCGGGCUCGUUCCCGCGGAGAAGGACGUGGAGACGGCCUUGGCGCGCGGCCAGGAGGGAUCCGCAGGCCGCUGUCUUCUCACCCUGCUGGGUCUGGCCUUCAUCCUCACCGGCCUCAUUGUCGGGGGAGCUUGUGUCUACAGGUACUUCACACCUAAGAAGCUCUACCAUGGAUCCAUGCACUUCGCUGAGCUGAGUGCCAACACCCACACGGUACCCGACGAGCCCUACUACCUGCCCCGCGUCGACGAGGAGGUGGAGAUCCACGAGCACGUGGCCAUUAUCAGCGUGCCCAUCCCGCGCUUCGGCGUCGGCGACCCUGCUUACAUCCUGCAUGACUUCCGGGAGAAACUGACGGCCUACCUGGACCUCACCCUGCGGACGUGCUUCGUGAUCCCCCUCAACACGUCGGUGGUCCUGCCUCCCCAAGACCUGCUGGACCUGUUUGUGCAGCUGAUGUCUGGCUCCUACAAGACCUACCUGGUGCACGAGGACCUGGUGGUGACAGAGCGCAUUGACAAUGUGGCCAAGCUUGGCCCGUUCAUCUACAAUCUGUGUGCUGGAAAGGAGACGUACAGGAUGCAGCGUCGCAGCGAGAUCCUCGGUGUGCGGAAGCGCUCCGUGGAGAACUGCACCACUGUCCGCCACUUUGAGAACAAAUUUGUGACCGAGACGAAGAUCUGCAAGGCCUGAGGGGUGAUGGCCUACGAGGGGGUGGGGCAGACGAGAGGAUCUUGCCCACGGAGCUGUUCUCCAGCGCUGGGGGACGGCAGAUGAUAGGUGGUCUUCCCAAAGGCCCGCUGGCAGAAAGCAGAUUUUUAUGCGCUUAAAAAUCAGUGGCAGAUUUUCUUUUGCCCUUCAUUGUUUCUGCUUUUAUUACAUUGAAGAAAUUUUCCUUAUAUGUAUUAUGGAUUUCCAUCCAGCAUAAGUUGCACAAGCCUGAUUCAUCAGUGUACUCUUUCCAUUUUUGUGGAUAUGCAUUUCUACAAAUCGAUUUAUUUGCAUAGCGGACACAUGUCCAGAGCAACGUGCAUAGCUAAUAACUUUACAGUACAACCCAUGUCAUCCAUAUAUUACUCUUAGAUGUAUACAAUAAGCAGCCUUGUGUUUUUGAAAUCACUGCAUCCACUGCACAGAGAAAUAUGAUAGAAUUUGUAUUAGUUAUGUUGAAAAUUCAAUUUUUCUGUGAAAGUCAUAAAUAUAUAUAUAUAAAGUGGUACUCGCUGGGGAGAGAAAUAAUAACCUUUGGAGUUGUUAUAUUUCCUGUGUGUUUUUUUUCUUUUAAACAUUCAUUUUUUGUGUGCCAAGUCAAGCCUCAUUGUUCCCCCCACAGUGCAAAGUCAGUUUUAAGUUUAUUUCCAUUUUCAGAAACAUCCCAUCCAUGUGUUCUUUAGAUGUUUGUUUUACUGCAAUUCCUUAAUGGUCUACUUUAUAAUUCUUUUUAAUUAAUUUAAUAUCUGUGACAUUUAAAUUCUCUGUUGUGCAUUGUCAAGAGAAUCCGUAUAUUUGGCUUUUGUUGUGAAAAUCUGGCAUAUUUGUGGCUUUAACAUAUUCUGCUUGGUGGAGGACAGAAGAGGAAUAUGACAGUUCAGGUAUUAAUUUUAUGGUGUAUCAGGAGAGCUGUGCUUCUGAACUCUGCUGCACACAGGCUCUAUAAGAACCAAAAAUUCAAUUGGGUUUAUAUUCAGAAAGAAUAUUUAAUCCUUUCAGUCUCUUCCAGCUCCUAUCCGAUUUCCCUUUGCUUUUUUGCAUAAUAAAUUUGGGAAUUUGAGUUUUUUGGUUUUUUUUUUUUUUUUUUUAAUGUGAAACGGGUUCUCCCUGGAUCUGCCUUAUGGCAGCCUGCAGCUCAACACUGGAUAAGCUCAAAUCCCAACUGUGAAACUUUGACACAUGAUCUGAUAAAAUGUUGUAAUUUGGUGGGAACACUGUACAUCUGAUACCUGUAUUUUAAAAGUCUAGAUGAUGUAUCUGGGGAAAAAAAAUGAUUCAGGUGAAACCUGGCAGUUGUUAUGAUGUGUGCAAGAUAGAGCUGCUGUACAUCUGCUGGCUGUGUUGUGACUUCCUGGAUGCCGGUGUGGUGAUGUGCACUAACCUUUGGUGGUGUUUCCUGCUGUGGGCCCCACCGAUGGGGCCAGCUUGUACUUCGUGUACUGUGGUCCUGGGUAUCUCUUGUGCGUAAACUAAAAUGCAUUAGCUGUAUGGAAGCAUCGUUGCCAUUCAGUGAAGGACAAUCAUGUAUGUUGAGAACCGUGAGUUAUUUAUGGCUGCGGUGGAAAAUCCACCGGAAGGCAGACUGUCUUUGGAGGUCUUUUUAAGUUUUUGGGAAAGGAAAACUCACUUUGUAAUCGUGUGCUGUUAAAUAAAGAUACAUUUCUUUAUGGCUACAA
Molecule: messenger RNA, 3225 nt
Organism: Scleropages formosus (Asian bonytongue)
Lineage: Eukaryota; Metazoa; Chordata; Actinopteri; Osteoglossiformes; Osteoglossidae
Product: integral membrane protein 2A-like
Exons: 6
Coding region: 785-1531 (248 amino acids)
Biological process (GO): negative regulation of amyloid precursor protein biosynthetic process
Cellular component (GO): extracellular exosome; plasma membrane; Golgi apparatus
Molecular function (GO): amyloid-beta binding
Source: RefSeq, a predicted model, not a curated record